UGCCACGAUCGAUAAGGCUGAACAAUGAAAAAAAAUUGAAGAAGUGUUUAACUUGCUAAAUAUGUGUUUUAAUAAGCUGUUAAUUAAAAACCAUAAAGUCUAUUCCAUGUUCCAUAUAUGUUGAUAAGCGGCUGACUGAGAGAUAAUCACCCACGAGCUUCCACAAUUGAGCUAUCAGUAUCAGUAUAUUUGCAUGCUUGGCGCAGGGAAGAGAUGGGUGGAGCUGCGUCUCUGAAUUGCGCAAUUUUUGUAUUUUUUCUGCUACGGCAGGGCACUAAAUCUCAGUUUUUAGAGCCAGACUGCGGUCUGUCAGGCAUUACCAAUAAGAUAACAUUUGGUCACGAUGCAGUACACGGAAGCAAUCCUUGGAUGGCAUUCAUUUACAGAACCGUAAAUCAAAGUACAACUGAGUUCGUCUGUGGCGGAACUCUAAUCCACAAACAACUGGUUUUGACAGCUGCACACUGCAUUGUAAACGACGAAAUCCUGGCUGUGCGUCUGGGAGCAUACUACUCGCUGGACAGUAUUAGUACAUCCAUGGAUUACGCUGUAAAUAAGGCGUUUCGGAACAAACUCUACAACUGGACACAACAGUAUCACGAUAUCGGUAUAUUAAUGCUGGAGCCAGAUGUCCAAUUCACUGCAUUCACCACAGCUUACAUCAGACCCAUUUGCAUCAUCACGGAUCCCACAAAUGUGCCCAGUGUGAGAACCUUCAAAGCUGUUGGUUGGGGAAGAACGGAACAUGAGAAAACGGCAAGGGUUUUGCAGAUAUUAGAGCUUAACGAACUGGACCCAUCUGAAUGCAAUAACGCAUUGUGGACUAGGAUAAAUGAGAGCCAAAUCUGCGCUGGUCACAGCAUCGGUGACACCUGCGUUGGGGACUCCGGAGGUCCUCUGGCUCACCGGCUUUACAUGAGCGGACAAGUGCGGUACGUUCAGCUCGGAAUCGUCAGUUUCGGAAGCGCGGAAUGCCGCAGUCCAGGAGUCUACACCCGGGUAUCCAGCUAUAUCGACUGGAUACUAAAGGUCGUUAAUAACUACCUGUUUCGAAAAAUUGAAUUUCGGAGAUUGCAUAACAUAACAAAUAAUUAAAACAGUAUUUAAAAUUAAAACAGUUAUGUAAAUUAAAGCAGUUAUGUAAAUUAAAAGGAUAAAU
Messenger RNA from Drosophila gunungcola (fruit fly), 1159 nucleotides. RefSeq names its product melanization protease 1-like. Gene Ontology annotation, biological process: proteolysis. The transcript is spliced from 4 exons. NCBI's taxonomy places the organism in Eukaryota, Metazoa, Arthropoda, Insecta, Diptera, Drosophilidae. Bases 214 to 1095 code for a protein of 293 amino acids. The record is from RefSeq and is a predicted model, not a curated record. Gene Ontology annotation, molecular function: serine-type endopeptidase activity.